AGUGAGAUCCCCAACACCUGCGCUUCUCGACGCUACGCCGACUUAGAUAAUUGGCAUCUUGCUUCCUUUUUUAUACAAAAAUUAGUAUCAACUGUGUGAUUAUGUGAACAUUCUUCAAGUUUCUUUCAUAAGCUCUUAAAAAUCAUCCUUUGUGUGAAAUUGUUCAUAUAGUCUUCUACUGCGAUGUAAAAUGGUUUGAAGAGUUUUACAGAGGUUAUUUAUUGGUCACAUAAAUACAACCUUGUUAUUAAUUUGAAACCAUGCUGAUUAAAUCCUUUGUUUGAAUCGAAGUGUUGACCGCCAUAUUCAUUGUGGCAGACAGUGUAUUCAGUUAAAGAAUAUUACAGGUUUUUUUUCAAAAGUUUGAACUUAAUUUUAAAAGAUGAAAAUUACUAUUACCUGUUUUAUUGUCCUCGCAAUGCCGAGUGUCGUGACCGGAUAUUCAGCGGGAGCGCCCUCUGGCGCGUGCGAUUCGAUGACGCCAAAUCACGGAACCACUACGUCAUCAGCACCCAUUCCGUACACGCUGACAGUUUCAACGAACACUUACGACUGUAAUGACGUCAUUACUGUGACGCUGGUGGCUAGCAGUGAUGCUUUCAAGGGAUUCCUGUGUCAGGCCAGACCGGAUGUAAACACGUACUCCACCGUGGGUACUCUUGCGGCCAGUGGCGGCCUCUCUGCUACCUCAAACUGCGGCGAUGGGGCCAUUACCCAUUCAGAAGGCAGUAACAAAACAUCGGCGGUGUUCACAUGGACAGCUAGUGGCAACAGUUCUACAGUCAAUAUUGUGUGCACAGUUGUCCAAACUCAGAUGAAUUUCUGGGUGAAAGGUGUACAGCAGCCAAUAACAUUCUCUGGUUCGGUCUGCUCUAAAGCGCAGGGAUCUAGCGCGUCAUGGCCCUUAGUGUUCCUUCUGUUGGCCCUGGUUGCUGUUCAACGGAAGAUCAGCAUCACCUAAAAUGAGCACUGACGCCUGUCGGUCAAUUGGUCGUCUCAACGUACCUCAGGACGCAUGAGCCGUAUUAUUCAAGACUAUAAAGGAGCAGGUUCGCUCAAUUCCGAGGAAAACAAUAAGUACAUGAGGGAUAGUUUUUUCUUUAAACCGGAUGUGCACGGGAUUUGAGUUAACUAAACCUUUCAAUCGAUACCUUUUAUGCUGAGAACGGCGUUGCUAGGUCCUGGAAGUCGGAAAGGGUGUCUUGAUAUUGACAAAAUGAAGGAGUACAAUUCAUGAACCGAGAUUCUUUUCUAUAUAUAAGUUUUUUCGUCUUUCAGCACCUAAUGCACUUAUCACAGCAGCCAAAACCUAUACGGAUUUCAAGGUUUGAAUAAUAGCAUUCCGCGCACAGCAUGUUUGUUGAAGAAUUUAAAGAAUAUCUUAUAAAAUGCAGAUUCUUAUCGGAUUUGAACAUAACUGCUCCAUUAUAUUCAUGAAUACUACGGCUUGAUUCUCCAUUGUAGCAACUCAUGUAAUCUUAUAUUCUGUAAUGAAACUGUUGUUGCUGGGAUAAAAAACAACAUAUUUUUUCUUGCUGAUUAUGAACACAUCUGCUCCAUUAUAUUCGUGAACACUACGGCUUAAUUCUCAAUUGUAGCCACUCAUGUACUCUUAUAUUUUGUUAUGAAACCUAUUCUUACUGAGACCAUGUUGGAAUAGGUAAAAGGAAUAUCUAAUGUCGAUUCUGCAAAUAAACUUUAAAACUUUGUAACAAU
This is a messenger RNA of Mya arenaria, 1716 nucleotides long. RefSeq names its product putative defense protein 3. The record is from RefSeq and is a predicted model, not a curated record. The coding region runs from base 383 to 961 and encodes 192 amino acids. Gene Ontology annotation, molecular function: oxidoreductase activity, acting on metal ions. Lineage: Eukaryota; Metazoa; Mollusca; Bivalvia; Myida; Myidae. The transcript is spliced from 4 exons.